CUUGUCUCUUUCCAUAAUAAUGAAUCCAUAAAUCAUUUAUAAAUAAUAAUAAAUAAGAGUAACAAUCAUAAUAUGGAGUGUAGACGGUUGUGAUAUGAAUCGAUAAGGAGAGGAUGAUGGCGAGCUCAGGGACAGGUGCAGGCGAUGGGGUAGACGGGGAUGGGUCCUCAGGGCUGCGGAACCCAUUGAUCUGUGGGGUUUGUCAGGAUUAUUACACCGAGCCCUGUCUACUCUCUUGCUUUCAUACGUUUUGCGCCAGGUGCCUCAGGAACACGCAGAUUGAUGGGAAGAUUACCUGUCCCAUAUGCGGACAAAUGACACAACUGAAGGAAGGCAGUCAGCUGCCACCAGCUGACCAAUUGAUGCGACAAUUGAUUGAGAUAGCAAACUCGGAGAAUCCUGCGUGCGCAAAUUGUGACAAAAGAGACAAAACGACAAUGUUCUUUUGCACUACUUGCGGUCAGGCGUUGUGCACGCACUGCCGAGAGCACACGCACCGAGCAAAAAUGUUUUCAACCCACGAGGUGAUCCACAUGAGCAAAUGCUCGAAGGACACCCAACGGCGAUGUGCCUCCCACGGGGAACUCUACAUAAUGUACAGCCAGAGUACAAAAUCGAUGUUAUGUGCAACAUGCGUGAGAGAUACACCAGCAGAUGCGAGAAUGCACUGCGUGGACAUCGACACAGCUUGGCAACAGGCCUCGAAGAAGAUGGAGAAAGCAGCCAAUUCGAUAUGCGAGAUACAAGCUGGUGUUCGUGAUGGUGUACUGGCACUGAAAUCUCAACUCGAUGAAUUAAAGCACAGCCUUGAAACCGAGAAACGAUCCUUAAACGCCUACUGCCAGGUAAUGCAGGAGACAAUCGGCAAGAGUCACUCGUCGAUUAUUUCAGAGCUCCAGAGACAAUUCGAGAGUAAAGAUCGAAUGGUGAGGGCGCAACUGAUCAACCUGGGUUCAGCCCUGCCUGUUCUCCAGAUGCACCUGAUGCUGUGCACUGUUUUUACGAGUGGUGCAACGAAAUAUCAAUUUCUCGAGCUAGCGCAUCCGAUGCUGGAGAGGCUGGGAAGAGUUGCUCAGCUGGGGCAUCCGUCCAGGCCCUCCCUGAUAUCGGCUCACCUGAAGAUGAAUUAUAAAGCCGAAUUCGCCAGAUCUCUGCAGUCAUUUCUUGUUCAGUCCCAGGGCCAGGGCCACAAGGACUCCCUGUACGAACACACGCACAGCAAUCAGAAUGACCAGCCCCAUCUGCAGACCUCGAAGACACCCCCCAGGACCCAGAAACCUGGGCCUGAUCGUGGACCAUUCUCAAGUCACUGCCGAAAUUUUGACUCUCAGCUGAAGGAUUUGAGUCAGCAGCUAAUAACUGUCAAGGAGAGGCUCGAGGAACUCCACAGGGAUGUCGCCAUGCUCAGGAGGGCUAAUACUCCUCCUCUGGGCUCUAGGUAUGAGCAUGUGACCCGGGACUGUCGACUCCUGGAGCAACAGCUCGAGCAUCACCAGGUGGAACUCGAGAGACUGAGGAAUAUUUUUGAUGCACUCUGGGAGGAGCAGUUGUGCAAGAUUCAUAUUGAGAAAGAGAUCUUCCAUUCUCAGAUGAAUGAUAUUUUGACACUCAGGGGUGAGGUAAAGCAGCUUCAGAGCUUGACUCAACAGUUGGAGCCUUUUGUCAAAUCAUUCUCAGCCGGAAUUACUGCCGGUGAGGUGAGUUCAGCUGCUGCUGAUGCUGCGGGUCAUCAGCAUCUCCAGGCACUGCUGGAUCAUGUCACCAGGAUGCAGAUGCAGGAGUCAGGACAGGGGCCUGCACCCACUAAGGAUUGCAGGCAUGGCAAGACUGGGGCUGAUAAUAUUCUUUACAUGAAAGAAUCGAAGGAAGUUCCAGCGAGGAGUCACACGCCUUCUGGUGGGGUGGGAGCUCUGCUGGACUCUGGUGGGAAUAUAAUAGUUUAUGGCACUGCCAAAUCCUCGGAGGCGAAACGAGGAGUGCUGAGUCAAUUGAUAGAGAAGGCCAGGAUGAGAGAGGACAGGAAAAAAUCACCGGGUCGUGAGGAAGGACGGGACAGAAGUCAGACGAGGCGAUCCAGGAAGUCACCGGAUCAAGCCAAACCCAAGACACCACCUGGACAGGCGUCUAGCAGCAAAGUGCGAUCUCUUUACAGAACCCUCAAGGACACCUGUGGGGAUAUCAUCGAUCAUGGUGAUAAGAUGGAGUCACAUCAGCAGCACGUUCAUUCUGCGGGUGCUGCAGAUGAGAGUGAAUACCAACGAAUAUCCGAGGCGUCAACUCUCGGAGAAGCCAAGAAAUCACGAGUGCAGGCGCAAAUUCACGCUGUCCCCCAAGAAGAGACGAAAGUUCAGUCUCAGCAAUCGAAAUCUCAGCCCCUACCAACGAGCUCAUCGUCGUCGAUUCAAAAAUCGGCGAAGGUUUAUCCUGCCAGUGAUUCGGAGGACGUCUUCUACGGGGACAAAUCGUCCGAGGCGAGACGAAGAAGACGAGCGAGUUGCGAUAGUUUAUCAACGACUGGUUCCGGUAACAGCAGAAGGUCUAGUAUUGCGGAGGGAACGAUUGGUGGGCCGAUAAGUCAAGACACCAGAAAAACAUUGCUCGUUCUCAUCGGGCCGACACCAAAAUCCAAGUCUGCAUCGAGUCUCGUGCAGAAGCAACGCUCGUGGGAGACAUUUCCAAGACCCAAGAGCAAAAGAUCCCCAGCUGUUGCGGCUGCUGAAGCCAGGGCCACGGGCCUCGGACCCCUCAAGAAAGCAGACAGCUUCGAGGGUCACGAAGAGGCUGUCAGGACCCUCGUCGCUGCUGUCCAGGAGACCAGGGUUCAGAGGCAUCAUGCUCACCAUCACAGGCACCAUCGCAAGUGCAAAACUAACUGAAUUUUUUUUCAUCUCAUCUUUAUCGAUCCCGACACGUAUAGAAAUAUUGAGGGGAAUUUUUCACCUAAAAACUUUUCCAUAAAUUUUUCUCAUACGCGUCCGGGGAUUUUUGUAGUCGUAUUAAUUUUCAUUCAACAAAAAAAAACUGCCAUGUCCACUGAAAAGUAAAAUUUUCGCCACAAUGACCAUGUAAAAAUGCUGCCAACGAGGGUAAUACAUGAUAAAUUCCUCGUGACGAUUGAUGAGGCGCUUAGAGCCUUCCAAUAGUCAAUCAUAAUAGAAGAGCUAGCAUAAAUGACAUGUAGUACUUGAUGAAUUAAAUUCGAGAAGUUAAUCAAACACAAUGGCCGUUUAUUAGGAGAUACUGAGGACGAUUAAUGAGCUAGUAAAUUAACACUGCCAAACGGUAAAUAACGAAUUUAAAUUAAUCGAUUAAUGAUCAAUGAGAAAAAUUAUAGAUCCAGAAUUAUUACUAAUAUCAAAUGAACGUUAUGAUUGGAGGGUCUAUUUAAUCGCUAUCAAGGCAAUGGUUUGCGUAUUUGUUCAUAUUUAUCUAUAUCUAGAUAUUUGAGCCUAAGGCCGUUCGACAUUUUAAUGAAUGAACGGAGAAAAUGAAUUGAAUAUUUCUCGAUGCGACGUAUCGCGUUGAUAAUGCUCAUUGUACGUUAUAUUUACUGUGGUUUAAGCAUUUGAUGGGGAAAUAUAUGAUUGCGUAAUGUGGAAGAAUAUUAAACCGAUGAUAUUGUUGGAUUAUUAUUGUGAUGGAAAUAAAAAUAUUGAAUCG
Molecule: messenger RNA, 3660 nt
Organism: Fopius arisanus
Lineage: Eukaryota; Metazoa; Arthropoda; Insecta; Hymenoptera; Braconidae
Product: RING finger protein 207
Exons: 6
Coding region: 114-2876 (920 amino acids)
Cellular component (GO): perinuclear region of cytoplasm
Molecular function (GO): Hsp70 protein binding; transmembrane transporter binding; zinc ion binding
Source: RefSeq, a predicted model, not a curated record